Molecule: messenger RNA, 3874 nt
Organism: Cheilinus undulatus (humphead wrasse)
Lineage: Eukaryota; Metazoa; Chordata; Actinopteri; Labriformes; Labridae
Gene: u2af2a
Product: U2 small nuclear RNA auxiliary factor 2a
Exons: 12
Coding region: 566-1996 (476 amino acids)
Biological process (GO): mRNA processing
Cellular component (GO): nuclear speck; commitment complex; U2-type prespliceosome
Molecular function (GO): poly-pyrimidine tract binding; pre-mRNA 3'-splice site binding
Source: RefSeq, a predicted model, not a curated record
UGCAUCAACUUCCGGUGUCACGGGGUACCUGGGAGACGAAGCAAAAAAAGCGGGCAUACCGAAAUCUUUAUUGGUUUUGUUUGUCUUUACGCACUGGGGAGCGUAUAUAUCAAACGCAUAGAGUCAAAUACUUGCGCACGGUGGAACAUUGACUCUUUGGGAUUAACAUUUUGCUUUGAAAGGGGUCUCAUUCAUUCGCCUCUCGGGCUAGCUAGCCAGCUAACGAUCCUUCCCACCAGUGUCUGGAGUAGCGGGCCUAUUCUUCUGGACUUUGCUACAAGCUAGCUAGCAUUAGCAGGGUAACGCACGCGAACACGUUUUUUCUCAAUGAUUUUGUCUGUUGGGUUGUGAAUAAUCACCACACAGCUGAUGUCUGUGCUGUUUAACGAGUAUUGGAAGUUUUUUUGUUAAGAAGGCCGUUAAGUGAAACGGAAUUGCUUCAGCUACAUCGGCGUGGGACUUGUUAUUUUUGCAAAGUGUUGUUCACUUUGUUGCUAGCUUAAGCUAGCCAUCAUCUACUGAACAACGCAGUCGCCGAAAGUGUAGUAGCCCUCAACUCCCGGAGAUGUCGGACUUUGACGAAUUCGAAAGACAGCUAUCCGAAAACAAACAAGCUGAAAGGGACAAAGAGAACCGCCACCAUCGCCGGUCCUCCUCCCGCAGCCGCAGCAGAGAGAGGAAAAGGAGGAGCAGAGACAGGGAUAGACGCAGCAGGGACCGCCGUGGGGACAGUAAGGAGCGCAGACAUAGACGCAGCUCACCAUCCAGCUACCCUCAAGACAAUGCUGGAAGCCGCUCUCCACACCGUGAGAAGAAGAAGAAGGUCAAGAAGUACUGGGAUGUCCCUCCACCUGGUUUUGAACACAUUACCCCCAUGCAGUACAAAGCCAUGCAAGCUGCAGGCCAGAUCCCAGCCACAGCCCUCCUGCCGACCAUGACUCCAGAUGGCCUGGCUGUUACCCCCACCCCUGUACCUGUAGUGGGCAGCCAGAUGACCCGGCAGGCCCGUCGGCUCUAUGUGGGCAACAUCCCAUUUGGUAUCACAGAGGAGUCCAUGAUGGACUUCUUCAAUGCCCAGAUGCGUUUGGGUGGUCUUACUCAGGCCCCUGGAAAUCCUGUCCUUGCAGUACAGAUCAACCAGGAUAAGAAUUUUGCCUUCCUUGAGUUCCGUUCAGUGGAUGAAACGACUCAGGCCAUGGCCUUUGACGGCAUUAUAUUUCAAGGCCAGAGUCUCAAGAUCCGUCGUCCCCACGAUUACCAGCCGCUGCCAGGGAUGAGUGAGAACCCCAGUGUCUAUGUGCCUGGUACACAGACAAUUAAUGGUGUGGUCUCCACAGUGGUGCCUGACUCGGCUCACAAACUCUUCAUCGGCGGCUUGCCCAACUACCUGAAUGAUGAUCAGGUGAAGGAGUUACUGACGUCAUUUGGCCCCCUGAAGGCCUUCAACCUGGUGAAGGACAGUGCUACAGGCUUAUCUAAAGGAUACGCCUUCUGUGAAUAUGUUGAUGUUAACCUUAAUGACCAGGCCAUAGCUGGGCUGAACGGCAUGCAGCUGGGAGACAAGAAACUGCUGGUGCAGAGGGCCAGCGUGGGAUCUAAGAACGCUACUCUGACAAGUAUAAACCAGACCCCAGUGACACUGCAGGUGCCGGGGCUGAACAGCUCAGUGACUCAGAUGGGUGGCCUGCCUACAGAGGUUCUGUGUCUGAUGAACAUGGUGGCCCCAGAGGAGCUGCUGGAUGAUGAGGAAUACGAGGAGAUCGUGGAAGACGUCAGGGACGAGUGCAGCAAGUACGGCCAAGUGAAGAGCAUUGAGAUACCUCGACCUGUGGACGGCCUGGAGGUUCCUGGCACCGGCAAGAUCUUUGUGGAGUUCAUGUCAGUCUUCGACUCCCAGAAGGCCAUGCAGGGACUGACUGGAAGGAAGUUUGCCAACAGGGUGGUGGUGACCAAAUACUGCGAUCCGGAUGCUUAUCACCGCCGGGACUUCUGGUAGAGAAGGCACGAAGAAAAGACAGGAGGGGGGGUGGGGGGUGGGGGGGUUGUUGUGUACCUGCCAUUCCAAUUCAGCCCCCUCAUUGAUUAGGUCGAUGAAUGAGUAAUCACUUAUGGAUGUCAAAUGUAACAUUUUAAAGUCGUCAUAAAUAUCCAGCUGUCACAGUUUGGAACUGAAAAGGGGGAAGGUUUCUAUGUGGGCUAUAAUGGAGGGGGCUGGGUUUGGAUGGUGAGGUCUUCACUUGGCGGAUGAGGGGGCUAAUUUUUGAGAAACGUGUAAUAAUAGGUCCAGGGUGGGAUGAACAUUUUUUAUACUUUGUGAGACAGGGAUGUCAUUUAUGGGUGGGAGGGGGGUGCCAUACUUUAAGGUUUGUAUUUAAAUGAACGUAGCCUGUUUUAAGUUCAUUAGGGAGGAGCUUCAGUAUGGAACUAACUGGACUGUUGUGAUGGAGAAAACAGGAUUGUUUAUUCGCUAUAGGGGAGGAGUGGGGGAGAUGGAGAGGAAGAUGGGGGCAUUUUUGUUUGACCAUCCAAUGUAGAUACACAGUAGCUGUAACAUCCACUUCAGUUUUGCCGUCGUCAUUUGGAAAGUAAGAGGAAACACCUCAUUUUAGAUUUAUUUUUCCAUGUUUGGACUCAUUUCUUCUUGUUUCUUCAUUUCCAUCAGUCCACCGCCCCCCUCAGGACGAUUGUUAGAACAUCUGUUGUUUAAUUGGACUGUCUGAAUGUUAACUGUAAAUGUUACUCAUACUGUGUGUAGCUUCACUGAUUCGAGCUGUAAUAUCACCUUGUAUUCAGCCGCAGAAUAACAUGAACUGCAGGAAAGAACCGAUUUUCUUUUUUGUUUUCUUUACUGUUUUUUUUUUUUAAACAUCCAUCAUUUGUGCACAGCUUUUUAACAGGUGAGACUGUUUGUGUCUCAGCAGUUCGCCCAAGAGCUCAUAAACAAGAACCCGUGGAGAGGCAAACAGAUUGGAAUUUAAUAAGAGAUUGAUCUCCUCUUUACCAAAAAGCCUUAAUUGUUAUGUCAAAACACUGAAAAGAAAUUCGGCUUUCCCCCUCAUCAUCAAUGAAACCUGUAUGUUCAUAGAUGUCGCUGUCUUGUACUGAAACUUGCAUCACCAGUUUUGAUUCUUUCCUUGUUUCUUGGCAGAUUUGGGCUGUAAGAUGUGUUGGACACGGUUGUUUUUCUGUGCAACGUCUCACCUCUUUGACCAAGACCAAAUAAACACAUGACUAAUACCCACUGCUCAUGUUGUACUGCAAAGUGAAACCAAAACCACACAAAUUCUCCAGGCCUGAUUUCUAAAAAAAAUAAAAAUAAAAAAAUCUCAAACAAGUGAUGUCUUAUCCACAUAAAAGAAUUACAACUGAACACGUAACAGCAACAGCAUGUUUCUGUAAAUUUAAAGCCUGCAGGCAACAAAUUGAUACAUUUCUUUCGAACAAGUUAAAGCAUUUAACAUUUCAGUGUUCAUCUCUUCUUAUUUUAUUAACUGUAGCUAAUGGAGGAGCUAGUUGGGGUGUUGACUGCUUAAACCAAACCUGGAUUUCUCCCAUCUCCCUUGUCUUGAUUCUCUGAGGACCACACGUUUACACUUUACGGGCUGCUUUCAUUUGAUACUUUGCUGACUCAGAACGGCACUGAAGACAGACUGUCAGUGAUAACACUUAUGAGAUGUUACUCCUUACUUUCUGAAACCUGCUUUCUUAGUGUCACUGUGUCAUUACUUUUCUUUUUUCUCUCUCUUGGAAACAAAUGUGAUUUCUUAAAUGAUUUAAACCUAAAAAAAACACAUCUAGUUUAUAAGAGCAAAAACGGUCUUUCAUUUGUCCAAUUUGUUUUAAAAUGUUGAUUAAAAAGCAAAUUUACAUGAAG